Ahaetulla prasina is the source of this 345-nucleotide messenger RNA. RefSeq names its product pumilio homolog 3-like. Lineage: Eukaryota; Metazoa; Chordata; Lepidosauria; Squamata; Colubridae. The transcript is spliced from 2 exons. The record is from RefSeq and is a predicted model, not a curated record. Gene Ontology annotation, molecular function: mRNA binding. Gene Ontology annotation, cellular component: nucleolus. Gene Ontology annotation, biological process: regulation of translation. Bases 86 to 313 code for a protein of 75 amino acids.
UUUAUCCACUGUAAUUUAUUUUUGAAAUAGAACAAAGCCACAAAUUGCAGAAAUAAUCAAAAGCUUUAAAGGUGAGGUUAAAAAGAUGUUACGACAUGCCGAAGCAUCCAGUGUGGUGGAAUACGCCUACAAUGAUAAAGCCAUUCUCGAGCAGCGGAACAUGUUGACGGAGGAGCUUUAUGGUAAUACAUUCCAGGUCUAUAAGACAGCAGAUCAGUCAACCUUGGGUAAAGUGCUAGAGAUUCAGCCUGAAAAGCGAGAAGCCAUUUUGGAUGAGAUGAAACAGAUCCUUACCCCAAUGGCUCAAAAGUAAGAACAAAUACCCCCCUCCCCACCCCCCAACAA